Molecule: messenger RNA, 4108 nt
Organism: Taeniopygia guttata (zebra finch)
Lineage: Eukaryota; Metazoa; Chordata; Aves; Passeriformes; Estrildidae
Source: RefSeq, a predicted model, not a curated record
CCACGGCCGCGGUGUUCGGAGGAGCGGGCGGUGCUGCCGGGCUGCUGCCCGGGGAUUUACUCCGGCAGACGCGGUGUGUUUAAAACAGCCCCUUUCUACCAUCCCUGCGCCCCCGGCGGACAGGGAGAGGAAGGCCGCAAAGGUGUCCCCGAUCAGGCUCGAGGGGCGGCCGAGGGACGCCGUCUUUGCCGAGCCCCCUGGGGCCGGCGCCGCCCGGCGGGGCAAACUGGGCGCUGGGCUUCUCCUGGCCAGCCGGUCCCACCCAUACUUGCAGCCAUCGCAUCUCUACGCGUGGCCGGUGCUUGGGCUCCGUGUUUAGUGGGGAAAUGUUAAAUGAGCACCUGGUUGCACCUGCUCGGAGCCCGUUCUCAUCCUGGAAACCGCCUGCACCUGAGCGGGCAAGGCAAGGCCACUUUCCUGCCUGGGCAACGCCGGGCUUUGCGAGCCGGUCUUGGGAGGAGAACGGGCUCCGAGGGGGUGACCAAGCCGAAGGAACUGGACAUAGGUGCCAUUUUAAGCGGCUGGAGAAGCUGGGGGAUCUGGCUACAGGCACCACUGUCCGGGCUGCGCGGGGCCGGAGACAGAAAAGGGCCUGGCUUUGUCCGGCAGCCCGGCCACGGCCGGUACAUCUGGAAGCCCAAUAAGUUGGUUUGGAAGCGGCCGUUCCCGAGGAGCCAGCAGAGGCAGGCUUCGUGCAUGGCCGGGCAGCGGCUCCCGCAGCCCCGCCGGCGGCUGCGCGGCUCCGAGCGGGGAGAGCUGCGCCCUGCCCGGGGUCAGCGGGGGCGGCUCGCCCGGCUCUGUCAGCGGCAGUGCCGCCCCCGGCAGCGAGAGCCUUGCCCGCGUCCUUCCCGCGAGCUGGAGAGGGAGAUCGGCGAGAGCUGGAGAGCCCCGGCUGGAGCCGUGCGGAGGGAGAGCUGCAACAGGGCAGAGGAGGAUGCUGAGAUGCUCGUUUCUACAGCUGUACAGCACAGAAACAUUUCUGCAAGCUUGAAGCAGAGGGGCUAUUACAUGGGAGGAAGCACUGAGCACUUCUGGGCAGGCAAGGAUCCAUUGCAAAGCACAUCUAGAAAAGGAAGAUCUUUAUUCUUACUCAUGAGAAAGAUCUGUCAAGUUGGUGUCGUCGUGUCUUUCUCAACGUCAAUCCAUUGUGAAUCAUGCAGACACAUCAGGGAAAGAACAGAGCCUGCUGCAGCCUGUGAGCAACAAGACAUUUCAGCUGGACCACUGCAUAAGGGCUUUGCAAGACCGCCAGUAUUUUUUUAUAUUCAGAGUUAAAUAGAGCAAUAAGAUGGAAUUUCAGCUUUAGUGCAAUGGAUUGCAGCUCUUCAGUCAAUCAAAUUAUAGUUCAAUCAGUUCAUUUUAAUCACUUCUCUGGAGAGAAGUAAACCCCUAUGUUGAAGAAUAUGCAGCAAUUUUAUUGAUGGAAAGUUUAAUUGUUUCAUUUUUCCUUACCGUCUGUAACAUACUAGACUUUUAAUCAGUGGGAACUGAAGUUAUAAUGAAGUAAAGUCCACUUUCCACAGUUCACAACUAGCUGAAAAUAAUUGGGUUGAGACUCCCAUCCAGACAGUGUAAUGCCUCUGGCAUUUUCCUGAAAACUACACUUAAUUGCUUUGCUGAUGUUGUUAAGUGGUCCUAAGGGGGAUGAAGUAGUAAAGCUGCUCACAUAUGCAGGGAAACAAUACACAAAAAAUGUCUUACAAGGUCCUUAAAGGAGGACCAACUAGUGACUAGAAGACAAUAUAUUGCACUUUUCCCCCUCUUUUGGGAAAAGUGCAAUAUAUUAUACCAGAGAGAACACACAGGAGAGGCUGAUAAAAUAAACUGGAAAUUCUAUAAACACUAUUUUUAUUUAAGGGUAGUAAGCUUGGGAGCCAAAAUACAGAAAACGUCAAGGCUCUUGCAAUCAAACCUGCAUCUUUAGGCUAGCCCAAGUUGCUUGGCAUUUUUAUGCUGAACACUGGUGAGCUGCUGCCUGUCUUCAGCACCUUGGCCUGAGGAACAGAUAUACUCUUGUCCUCAGGGAGGGAGGACAGCUUGCUCUCUGUUCUCUAAAGUGACAGGAUGUGAGCCAGGCAUGAGCUGAGAGCCUUGUCCAGACAUCAGUGGGACCAGCACAUGUACCCUGUUAGGCUCUAAAUGUAGCCAGACAAAGAAUAACACUUUGUCACAUUUCCUUAUUUACUGCAUUCUUAGGAGACCCUCCAUGAUUGUAUGGCAUUUGUUUAAAAUGACGAAUUAACUGAUAGUCUCAAGGAUAUUCUGAUGAAGAAAUGCAUUAGCUCUUUAAUGGAGAAAAAUAUUUAUUUAAGCUACUGCCCACUGAAAUCAGUGUUAGAGCUGGAGCUGUUUUGUGGAGAACUAUAGAGCUAAUUUAGAUUUUUUUAAGUGAAGGGCUUUUGUUGGGUUUUUUUUUGGUCUCUGUUUAUUUAGAUAUGUGGGCACAGUAAAGUCUCUCUCAACAACCUGAACUUCCUCAGCUGCUAUUUGUGUAAACUUCAGGAUGACCUUUGCUUAUUCUGUUCUUGCUUUUACAGGCUCUGAACUGAACAACUACCCCAACAACUACUGAUGAUUGUCUAGAAAGGAACAUAGGCAAAAUUGAGACAUGAGGUUCUAAGCUAAAAUCUUAAAAGUUCCCUUAACCCUACAUCUGACCCCAGGUGCCUUUGAGAGUCUCUGAAUUGACACCUCAAAUUUUGGCCAGCAUAUCUCUCCCAGCACCUAAAAUUAUGCUUUUUCCACUAAAAUAGGCUGAAGUCUAGACAGGACUCAAGUACCUUGACAUGUUAGGCUGACCAUUCCCCCCUAAUAUUAAUAAACUUUAACAUGUAUUUCUCUUCUUGUGAAAUAAUCACCUCCCAUGUGCUGGAACCACCAAUCAUCUGCCAAGGAGAUCAGCCCUCAGUGAGAAAGUGCCCUGUGUCCAAUUCACUCUGCUUGCCUGUCUCUGGGAGAACAGCUCAGCAGCAGCAGUGCUUGGGCUCUGCUAUUCCUGGGCUUUGUUUUGCCAUGAGUAACAUGAAUGGUUUGGAAUGGUUUUAGCAAAUGCACCAAAUGAGGACUGUGUUGUGACAACUGAUGGGAGACGGUGCUUGGGUUUCGUAUUCUCAGAGAUGCUGAAGGACUGGAGGAACCAGGGCAAAUGUACAGUGCAGAGGGCAAAUAACCAACCUAGUGUGGCUGGCUGAAAUUUGCCUGUCUUGUCUGGCUGGUUUAGAGGGUACCCUGCCACAACCCUUCUUUUGGGGACAGAGUUCUCCCUGGAGCUGUAAUGCAGUCCCGUACAACUGCCAGCCGGCCUUUAUUGCCAAGCAGAGCUGCUUGCUGGGGUUCACAUACUUGAAAGUCUUAGCCUGGGUCUCAGUGGAAACAAGGAGGAGAAUGAUUUGACACACAUUCCCCUGAUUUGACAUACUGUGUGGUUACAACAUGGUGUGUCCUCCACAAGAAAUCCAAAAUAUGUGUUGCUGUGCAGGCACAAAUCCGACUGUUCCUGAUAAACUGUUCAUGUGGAAGGAUACAAUUUGCAUGGUUGUCAUCAAAGCCAGUGUAUGUAUUCAUUUGUGGAAGCAUGUCAGACACCAUAUGUCACUAAUAUGCCUUUGAUAUGAUGGUGUCUGAAUCAUUUUUUUAACUGCUGAAUGGCAUAUGUUUAAAUGUAAGCAUCUGUUCUGUGUCUGUACUGUCUGUAUUAUUUAUUAUUUAUUUCUUAUUUUCUUUUGACUAAAAGUUUGAUUUAAACCUAGAAGAAGUGUGGGAUUCAUCUUAUUUUUAAAGAAGUAGAGUUUUAGUAGUAUUUCAGAAUGUGGCCAAUGUGUAUCUUUUCACAGACAAGAUGGUAAUUUAAAAGAGAAUUUUUUCCCUUUUCAGUAAUCAGAAAAAAAAAAAAGUUCUCAGGCCAAAGAAAUAUUAGAUUUGAGUACAAGUUGGUUAAAUGAAAAAAAUAUUGCAGUUUCUGCAGUGUAUGGAUUUGCUGAAAAGAAGUCCUUGUAAGAGCCAUAUGUUACACCAUGGUGACAGUAAAUUGGUUCUACCCAGAAACUUUUCUGAUUCUGUUAAAGAACUUGUUAUAUAAUAAAUGACUUAAUAAAGGAAUGAAAUAAUA